Aspergillus homomorphus CBS 101889 is the source of this 1672-nucleotide messenger RNA. RefSeq names its product MFS transporter. NCBI's taxonomy places the organism in Eukaryota, Fungi, Ascomycota, Eurotiomycetes, Eurotiales, Aspergillaceae. The transcript has a single exon. Gene Ontology annotation, molecular function: transmembrane transporter activity. The coding region runs from base 1 to 1644 and encodes 547 amino acids. The record is from RefSeq and is a predicted model, not a curated record. Gene Ontology annotation, biological process: transmembrane transport.
AUGGCCUCGUCUCCAGCCGCAGGCGAAACGCCCGGCUCCUCCAAGAUCCCCUUCUGGCGCAUGGUGGCGCAGCCGGACGCCGUCACGCAGGAAAUCAUCAACCACCCGUACCCCGGCGCCGGCACCGAAGAGGAUCCCUAUGUCGUGUCCUGGAUUCCGAACGACCCGCGCGACCCGAUGGCCUUCAGUGCGGUGACCAAAUGGUCGCUCACCUUCCUCGUGGCCGUGGCCACCCUCGCCGUGGCCUUGGUGUCGUCCGCGUAUUCCGGCGGUCUGGUCGAGAUCGUGCUGUACUUCCGCAUCAGCGAGGAAGUGUCGCUGCUAGGAAUCUCCCUGUUCGUGAUCGGUUUCGCCGUCGGCCCGCUGUUCUGGGCGCCCCUGUCGGAGAUCUACGGACGUCGGCCCGUCAUGGUCCUCAGCGCGAUGGGCCUGACGGCUUUUACGGCCGGCACCGCCGGCGCGCAGAACAUCCAGACCCUCAUCAUUCUGCGCUUCUUCGCCGGUAGCUUCGGAUCGGCGCCCAUGGCAGUGUCCGGGGGCGUGAUUUUCGACACCUUCCCGACGAUCAGCCGCGGGCUGGCGAGCAGUCUGUUCGCCGCAGCGCCCUUCCUAGGGCCGACGCUGGGCCCGAUCAUCGGCGGGUUCAUUGCGCAGGCCGGCGGCUGGCGCUGGGUGCAGGGGUUCCUGGCGGCGUUCUCCGGGGCGCUGUGGCUGUGUCUGGUGUUCCUGUUGCCGGAGACGUACGCACCGGUGCUCCUGCACAAGCGGGCGGCCAAACUGUCCAAGAUUACGGGCAAGGUGUACCGGAGCAAGAACCAGAUCGAGCAGGGCACGACGCCGGUGUCGAAGACGCUGGGCGUGGCGCUGUCGCGGCCCUGGGCGCUGCUGUUCCGCGAGCCGAUCGUCUUCCUGCUCUCGCUGUACAUGUCGAUCAUCUACGGCACGCUGUACAUGCUGUUCAUGGCGUAUCCGAUCGUGUUCAUGGAGGUGCGCGGCUGGACCGAAGCCAUCAGCGGCCUGGCCUUCCUGGGCAUCCUCGUCGGUAUCCUGCUGUCCGUCGCCUACUCCUUCCCCAUGUACUUCCGCUACAAGAAGAAGACCCUGUCGACCAAGGGCCGCGUGCCGCCCGAGGCUCGCCUGCCCGACAGCUUCCUGGGCGCCGUCGCCCUCCCCGUCGGGUUAUUUUGGUUUGCAUGGACCAAUUACCCCUCCGUCCACUGGAUGGCGCCCAUCGCCUCGGGCGUCCCCUUCGGCUUCGGCAUGGUCAUGGUGUUCCUGCCUGCGUUCAACUAUCUGAUCGACUCGUAUACCAUCUACGCCGCCUCGGUGUUGGCCGCCAACUCGGCCAUGCGCUCGGUUUUCGGUGCCGUCUUCCCCCUCUUCACCACCUACAUGUAUCGCAACCUGGGCAUCCACUGGGCCACCUGCAUUCCGGCCUUCCUGGCCCUGGCCUGUGUGCCCAUGCCGUUCUUGUUCUACAAGUAUGGCGCGCGGAUCCGGAAGAAGUGCCAUUAUGCGGCCGAGGCCGACGCCUUCGUGGAGCGCAUGAUGGGCGCAAUGAUGAAGCAGAAGCAGGAGGAGCCGAGGGCUGCUGCCGCUUCGGGGGAUGAUGUGCGUGAGAAGCCUGCAGAGAAUGAGCAAUAAUUUAAGAUGAUGCUACACGAGCAGUGUG